UUGAACAAUGAAUGCUGUAGUUCUGUGUAAGUUUGUGUACAAAAGUUUAUUGAAGUCUUUUUUUUAUUUGGAAAGAUGAAAUUUUGCCUGUUGUUGACCUUUUUCUUUUUCACAUGCAAAGUGGUGAGAUGUCAAAGCGGAGGGGGAAAUUGCCAUCGGGUAGUUAACAUAUUCCCUGCUAAACUCAGAGAAUUAAGAGCUACCUUUCAGAAGGUCAAAAAUUUCUUUCAAAUGAAGGAUAACAACCUCGAGACUGUCUUACUUCAAGAUGAUCUGUUACAGGAAUUCAAGGGCAAUAUAGGAUGCCAGUCCGUGUCUGAAACAAUUCGAUUCUAUUUGGAAGAAGUUUUACCACAAGCCAAUCAUUACAAACUGAAUGUCAGCUUUCUCAAGGACAAGUUGCUGGAUCUUAAACACACCCUGAGACGCUGUCAUAAUUUCCUCCCAUGUGAAAGAAAAAGCAAGGCUAUCAAGGAGAUUAAGCAAGCUUAUAAUAAGAUGCGUGAACAGGGCAUCUACAAGGCAAUGGGAGAAUUUGAUAUUUUGAUUGACUACAUAGAGGAAUAUCUCAUGUCCAGGAAGAAGUAGACUGGUGGACCAUCAAUUUCUUUAUAAACUGGUUUAUCGGGGUUGUGGGGGCAGCAAAGUCUUCAAAUGUUUACAAAGAUGGCAUGUUUUAAUGCUGUCCUAUUUUUCUUAGGGCUUUUUGUGUAACACAACACAAGGAAAGCUUCAUUCUAUUCUAUGCAGCUGCAUAUUUUUAAAGAUAAAAAUGAAGAAACAGUUUGUUAAAUUCAUAUUGGAUGGUGCAUCUAUUUACAUGUGUCAGUUCUAUAAAGAAUUGGUUAUGACAUGGAAGUAGAAUGUUUUUUUUAAAAAGUGAAUAAAUAUCAAAGUGGUUAGUUUCUACUCACCUUCAGACCGACUAAUACUGAUAAUUGUAUCAUAAUUUUUCCCCAAUUGGAUCCUUAGAUUCUGGAAGACUAAAGCAAACAGGGUCUGCACAGUAUCUAGGUUUUUAGGGUAUAUUUAAUUGAUUAUAAAUGGUAAUGAACUAGGGAUGUUUUGGGUGUUUAAGCACAAUGCUACAUAUAAGGACAAUGGGACUCGGGGAGAUUUGUAUCCUGCGUUAAAAAGCCAUCCCCUUCUCUAACCUUAGAAUGCCUUCUUUGCAUUUUCCCACAAUUGCUGAAUUGUUGAGAGUAAUGUAACUUACUUGCAGCAAUUCUAAUGUUAGCGAAGGGGAUGACAUUUUCAGCAGAUUUGUUGCUCACGGUAGUGCAGAUUUUACCUCAGGUGACAAAUCUUACCAUGUGCCAUCACCCUAAAAGGUAUCACUAAACAAUGUAUUUACCUCCUGUUUGUAAGGAUUGUUUUGCAGCUUAAUUUUAUUGAAACUUCUUAGUGGCGUUUACUAGUUAUGUAUGUAUUUUUAAUUUAUUACAAAAGAAAUACCUCAGUAAAAAGCUGAUAUAAAGUUUGAUAGUUAUAUUGAUACAUUCUUUUUGCUUUUUGUGGAUUUUAUUGUUAAUGUUUGCAUCUAUUGUAUCUUUUAAAUGGGCACUGGAAAUAAUUCUACACUGAAAAUUAUUCCUGAAGAGUUUUUUUUUUUUAAAUAAAGCAUUAUUUUUCUAAAUAAAAUAUUUUUUUCUAUUUUUCUCUGUACAAAUGUCAUUGGUAUUUCAUGACAGGGACAUGAAUGGUAACAGCGUAGUUGUGCUUGUUUUACUAUUCUAUUAUACGCAAAACCAUUAAUUAAAUAAUCUGAUCAAUUGGUUGGUUGGCAAGUCGUUCAGAAUAGUUUGGCCAUCAAACGUGUCACACAUCCAUAUAUUUUGUAUUUAAUACUUCAGUGGAACAAUAAAAUA
Molecule: messenger RNA, 1868 nt
Organism: Xenopus laevis (African clawed frog)
Lineage: Eukaryota; Metazoa; Chordata; Amphibia; Anura; Pipidae
Gene: il10.L
Product: interleukin 10 L homeolog
Exons: 5
Coding region: 76-588 (170 amino acids)
Biological process (GO): immune response; regulation of cytokine production
Cellular component (GO): extracellular region
Molecular function (GO): cytokine activity
Source: RefSeq, a predicted model, not a curated record